This is a messenger RNA of Guillardia theta CCMP2712, 1635 nucleotides long. RefSeq names its product Rad24 DNA damage checkpoint protein (gene Rad24). Gene Ontology annotation, molecular function: chromatin binding. The transcript is spliced from 2 exons. Gene Ontology annotation, biological process: DNA damage checkpoint signaling; mitotic DNA replication checkpoint signaling; DNA repair. The record is from RefSeq and is a predicted model, not a curated record. Bases 1 to 1635 code for a protein of 544 amino acids. Lineage: Eukaryota; Cryptophyceae; Pyrenomonadales; Geminigeraceae.
AUGUGGGCAGAUCAUUUCUCUCCCGGUAACAUGCAAGAGCUCUCUAUCAACUCAGCCAAGAUAUCUGAAUUCAGCACAUGGCUUGACCGGAGCAUGGAGUGUCUGCGAGCGGGCCACAAGCUCUUCAACAAGAUUUUAGUGUUACGAGGGCCGAGUGGAUGUGGAAAGUCAUCGUUAGUCCGGUUGAUGGCCAGCCAGAAGGGCCUCAAGGUCGUCGAGUGGAAGAGCAAGCCAACGAUCUCCUAUGAUCGAGUGCAGAGUUUGGAGAUAGAGUAUGAGUCAGAGCUGGACAACCUAGUGCGCUUCUUGCGUUCAAGUCGACAGUUGUCGAAUUCAAUCAUCACGUUCGACAACGAAGGAGAGUCGGGGAUCGAUCAUGCGGGCGUACUCAUUCUCCUCGACGAGGUCCCUUACAUGCACAUGGAGCAUCAAAGGAGUCGGCUGAGGGCAGAGCUCGUUCAGUUCUUCAAUCAUGUUAGGUGUCUUCUGGUUGUCACUCACACAGAUCAUCAGUCAAACGAACGAGGUCUUGCUGCCUGGCCGCAAUGCAUCUUUGGCCUCCCGGGUGUUCAAGUCAUUCAGAUGAAUCCGAUAGCCAAGACUUUCUUGAAGAAGGGUAUAGAAAGAAUCAUGAGUGCUGCUCGUGUUGGUUCAGAAAAGAGUGUAGUUGACUCAGUUGUACAGUGGGCUGAUGGUGAUAUGCGCAGUGCAAUCAAUUCGCUCCAGGUGAUAUGCGCUGGUGGGAGGCGAAAUCGGGCACAUUCGAGACCACUGUCAGUCGCUGAUUCAGCUGGGUAUGGUAGAGAAUCUUCUCAUACAUUUUUUCACGCGUUAGGGAAAAUUCUCCACAAGAAGUCAAGCCCGACUCAGAAUCCCUCAGAGGCAUCACAGGACGAGGUGAAUCCUAACAAGGGCACGGAGAUAGCAGCCGGCACAGGAAACCUGGAAGAGGUGGUGGAGAAAGCAGGAUUGACUGAGAAGAUUCUGUUGGAUUAUCUCUUUGAAAAUUUUCCCACCUUCUACAGUGAGAUUGAAGACAUAGCGGAAGCCUGCUGCUACUUGUCGGAAGCGGAGCUCGUUGCCUCGUCUUGGAAUCCCAGCGACAACCCCUAUCACAAUGACAACAUGAGCGGGAAGGCGGCGACAAAUGCUAGUCGAUGCGCUGUCUCAAUAUCUUGCCGGGCCAUCCCACUUUGCAACAAGCACGCAGUGAAAGCGAAAUUUGUUCCUCUUUGCAAGCCAACCAUGUUUUCUGUCGAGAAUUAUGCAAACCGCAUGAAGAGCGAGGUGGUUCGAGCCUUCUCGACGGCAAGGACAGAUGACCUCGUCAACAUGCUGCCUCUCCAUCCCCUACGCUUUGCUUCGUACAGGACCGACGUUGGGCUGACUGCUAUUCAGAGAUCGUGUCUGCAGGAGUUGACAUCGUUCACGUUGCAGAACGGACAAGCAAGCAGCAAGUACAAGCGUCCCUCACGAGAGAUGCUCAAAGAGGGUUUCGACGAACCCAUUGUACCUUGUAUUAUAGAACCGCAGGCGGGUCAACCAGAUAGUCAGAGCGAUGCAAGGGUGGAGAGUUUGCGAUUCAAGUCUCAGGCGGCCCUCAUUGAAGACCAGAUCGAAGACUUCAGUGACUAA